This is a messenger RNA of Dichomitus squalens LYAD-421 SS1, 501 nucleotides long. RefSeq lists its product as uncharacterized. The annotation marks the transcript as partial. The transcript is spliced from 4 exons. The record is from RefSeq and is a predicted model, not a curated record. NCBI's taxonomy places the organism in Eukaryota, Fungi, Basidiomycota, Agaricomycetes, Polyporales, Polyporaceae.
UCUCUCCUUCAACAUCUGGAUACCCCUCAGCUGACCUGCUUGAACGAGAACCCGCAACAUACGCUGAAGUCUAUUGUGGCAUCGAAGACGAAAAACACGGGGAGCGCAUACGUUCUCAGCGAUGCAGACGAGCAGCUGCUUUUGAACAUACCGUUCAACCAAACGGUCAAGAUACGCUCUAUCGCCAUCCAAGCGUCCAACAUACCCCAGGCUCCCAAGAAGAUUCGGCUCCUCACAAAUCGUCCGUCUCUGAACUUUGAGGACGUAGAGGACGAGCACUCCGUCCUGCAAGAGAUCGACCUAUCGGAGGACGAUGUGCGCGAGGGCAAGCGGAUCGAUCUGCGCUUUGUGCGCUUCCAGUCGGUGACGAGUCUGCAUAUAUUCGUCGUGUCGAACCAAGGUGGCGAAGAUGAGACGCGGAUCGACGCAAUAGACAUAUUCGGGAUGCCCGUGAUGGGUACGCGAGACGUCAGCGGGCUAAGGAAAGUUGAGGAUGAAUGA